GUGUAUCCUUCCAUACGUUUUACAUCAACUAUAUCAGUCGAUAUGCAUAUCGAACGUGUUAUACACCAAUCCAGAAAUUAUACUCAGGAAACGCCAAAGUUUUUGUGCAGAGUAAAUGACGCAACAAAUGACUAUGCUUAUGAUAUCAACUUCUACAUCAAUAAUGUUCUAAUUACUGGUGCAAUAUACACAAAUGUAUCCAACACUAACAUAGGAACUGCAGUUCUUUUACAAAAACACUGGGAGGAGACAUUCAAACCGAAUAUGAUGGUCAAUUGUUCGGUGCAAGCUAGGUACAAGAACAGAGGUGUUGCUGGACCAAAAUAUUUUUCACAGAUUUAUUUCGCAGGAAUUAAGGUUGUAGAUGGUGUAAAUGGAAUACAUGUAGAAGAAAAUGAACCGAUCAGCGUUGAAAUAAAAUCUACUCUGCCCAUUGGAUGUUUCUAUCAAGAAGGAAUAAACGUUCAAAGAUCAAAGUCAGGAUGCUUCGUAGGACUAUAUAAUGGGGUUCCAAAAUAUCAAUCUACUGAUGAUAACGAAGUUGUCUGUUCUGAUGAAUCUUUCGUUCAAAGCAAUCUAGAAUUUGAUGAACAAGAAUGUCGGCUAACAAUACCACAUGUUGGAUGGAGUAACAGCUAUUUUAUCAAUGUAACUGGUGUAUCGGAUGGUAUUGUAAACAAAGUAGACAGAAUUGUUUUCCUGCGAUUGUAUACUACGAUUGAUCAUGCUAAUAAAGAGGAUAUUCUAAAAAUCUGGAAUUCAAUACAUCUACCAGAUUUAAAAAUUUACAUCAGUGACAAGGAUAUAACACAUAUCGACAAUACUUGUUAUUCUAGCAAUGAUCCUUACUUAAAAACUUUUGACAAAAGUGAAUGGAAUAUUACUUCUCCAAACGACUACGGAGAAUAUAUUAUGUACAAACACGAAACACUACCACAACAGGUGAACGUAUAUUUCUCUCACUGUAUACUCAGAACAGGACUAUGUAACUGUGGUGUGGCUGUACGAAGUGCUGAUAGCAUAUUCAUUGCUAAUUUCUGCGAAACAGGAAUUUUAACUAAAAGAAAAACAAACCGGUACAUUACCUCAAGAAUAUGCGACGAUCAAAACCUUAUUGUGACCGAAGAUACAGAUAAAACGUUUAAAAUCACCUUUCCUUCUGGAACUGUCGUCUUCAUCAACAGACACGAUUUCGAGCAUACUGACUCUCCAUUUACCUUCUUCAGCAAAAUUGAAAUAACACCUUCAAAACUCGAUUUCGACCUAACAACUGGACUCUGUGGUAAAUACAAUAACAAUCCUACGGACGACUUUGUAACCAGAAAAAACAGCUUAGAUUCAAAACAUAAUCUAAGGCAAUUCGCUAAAUCUUGGCGGAUAGACAAUAAUUCGACAGAAACGUUUUUCGAUCCAACAAGAUUGCCUCCGUUGAACUACAAAGUGCAAGAGUAUUGCACAUGUGAUGCAUAUGCGUCAAUACAAGGCCAAACGUCAAAACCGAACUUUAAGUGUAGGUUAUAUAGCCGCAUGGAAGCAUGUAGGCAAAUAGAAAUAUCAACAACUAUAUACCAUGCUUCUUGCAUUACAUCCAGUCACAGGCAAAAAAGGUCGCUGGAGGAGGACGAUGAGGCGCCACCAAUGUAUGACAUGAUAGAUGAUGAACAAGUGGAAGUCGAUGACCAACCUGCAGUAUGGAGGAAUGGACUGACAGAAGAUAUUGCAAGGCAAAAAUGUGAAAAUGCAUUUAACAUCUUACCAGCAUUUGAAAUAUGUGCAGCGAAUGUCCCAACUGUACAGUCCGUUAAUUACAUAGACCAGUGUAUAAGUGACAUGAAGAUAGCAGGAUCAGACAUAUUUUUAUAUUCUAAUAUCAGAAACUUUGAGACCAUGUGCUUGAAUGAUGCAAAAAAAUUUGAAAACCUUACAGACAAAAAUAUUAACAGCGCUACAGGAGAAUCAACAAGUAUAUUAACAGUUAUUGCUGAGUUUACAUGUCCAAGAAAUUGUUCUGGAAAGGGAUCUUGCGCUGAAGGUUAG
This is a messenger RNA of Mytilus trossulus (common blue mussel), 2037 nucleotides long. Its product is annotated as von Willebrand factor D and EGF domain-containing protein-like. Lineage: Eukaryota; Metazoa; Mollusca; Bivalvia; Mytilida; Mytilidae. The transcript is spliced from 11 exons. The record is from RefSeq and is a predicted model, not a curated record. Bases 43 to 2037 code for a protein of 664 amino acids.